Molecule: messenger RNA, 3989 nt
Organism: Cygnus atratus (black swan)
Lineage: Eukaryota; Metazoa; Chordata; Aves; Anseriformes; Anatidae
Gene: SLC25A37
Product: solute carrier family 25 member 37
Exons: 4
Coding region: 7-1017 (336 amino acids)
Biological process (GO): iron import into the mitochondrion
Cellular component (GO): mitochondrial membrane
Molecular function (GO): ferrous iron transmembrane transporter activity
Source: RefSeq, a predicted model, not a curated record
GGGCGCAUGGAGCUGGGCUGCGCCGUGGGGGGCUCCGCGGCGGCCCCCCCGGGGCCGGGCCCCCCGCCCGUAGCCGCUGCCGUGGCCCCGAUGGAGGGCGAGGAGUACGAGAGCCUGCCCAGCGGAGCCUCGCUCGGCACCCACAUGCUGGCCGGGGCGGUGGCGGGCAUCAUGGAGCACACCGUCAUGUACCCGGUGGACUCGGUGAAGACGAGGAUGCAGAGCCUGCAGCCGGACCCCAAAGCCCAGUACAGGAGCGUGUACGAAGCCCUGAAGAAGAUUGUCCUGACGGAAGGCUUCUGGAGGCCUUUACGUGGCAUCAAUGUCACCAUGCUGGGGGCUGGCCCUGCCCACGCCAUGUACUUCGCCUGCUACGAAAAAAUUAAGAAGAGUCUCAGCGACACCAUCCAGCACGGAGGAAACAGCCACUUGGCCAAUGGUAUAGCUGGGAGCGUGGCCACCUUGCUACACGAUGCAGUGAUGAAUCCAGCUGAAGUGGUGAAGCAGCGGAUGCAGAUGUUCAACUCCCCCUACAAGUCUGUCCUGCAGUGCGUGAGGACAGUGCGGCGCACCGAGGGCUUGGGCGCCUUCUACCGCAGCUACACCACGCAGCUCACCAUGAAUGUCCCCUUCCAGGCCAUUCACUUCAUCACCUACGAGUUCAUGCAGGAGCAGGUGAACCCCCGCAGGGAGUACAACCCCCUGUCCCAUGUCUUCGCCGGCGGCGUCGCGGGGGCCGUGGCCGCCGCCGCCACCACCCCUCUGGACGUCUGCAAGACCUUGCUCAACACUCAAGAAAACAUGGCCCUGAGCUCGCUGAACAUCAGCGGGCACCUCUCGGGCAUGGUGAACGCCUUCAGGACUGUCUACCAGCUGGGGGGCGUCGCGGGGUAUUUCCGAGGGGUGCAGGCGCGCGUCAUCUACCAGAUCCCUUCGACGGCCAUCGCCUGGUCCGUGUAUGAGUUCUUCAAGUACUUCCUCACGAAGCACAAGCUGGAGAAAAGGACAUCCUUUUGAAGGAAGGACACCGAGGGAAUUCAAGCCUCGGUGUCCCCUCCGUGUGUGUGAGCCACCAGCGCCGGGUCCCUGCUGAAAAACGGGCCGGGGUCCUGGUGGGGGCACAGCUGAUGUCUGCUUUCCCCCCUCCCUGGGGGGAAGGUGGGCUUAAAAUGCUCCUCAGCCACCCGUUCCCCUCGUCGCUUAAAGGAUGAAAUAGUUUAUAAAGACUUAUAAUAAUAAUAUAUAUUUAAUAACUUUAUUUUGGAGAAGCAAAAUCGUUAACUGGUAUUUUUUUCUCUGGAUAAGUUUGAAGAUGUAGUUUACUCCUCACCAUAAGCCUAGGUUAUGAAACCUAGGCUGUUUUUUUACGGUGAAGAAGCAAAAUAUCCUCUGGUAGAACUUUUUAUAUAAAUAUAAAAUAGAUGGAUAAUGUUUAUCCUUUAUUUUUCUAUGUAGGCAUUUGGUUUGUUUUUUUAAAUAUUAUUACAGCUAGAUGCUGAGCUGUUUAAAAAGGGCUACAUUCUUCCAUCAUGUGCAAGGAAGACACAAAAGCAUUUAUUUUUAUAGCCAGAUUGGCUUUAAUUAUACAGCAUUUAGCCCCCAGACAGUGGCCUGGAUUCUCCUGUGGGUGUCGAGGGACUUGGUAACCCCUUGGGACUUGCUGGGGCCCUUGGGGAGAAGGAAUGGGGACACCACGUUGGGAAACAGUAGGAUGCCAGCAGGGGCACCCCAAAAUGCUUGGUCACUUUGCAGAGGAGGGGAUAUAUUUUUUUUACAAGGAGACUCUUAAAAAUGUCGAUUUUAAAAGAAUAGUAUUUUUUUCAAACACUUUUUUUUAAAGGUACAUUUUUAUGGUGUGUGAUAGCUGGAACAGGCUUCGUCCUCCCUUAAUUUAUUUGUACUUCUCUUUCACUAAGGCCCCGAUCCUGCUUCCAGGAGCAUCCGUGCGCAUCCUGAGAGCUGCUGGGCUUGGAGCAGGGUGCGUGGAGCUUCUGGUCACAUCCUGGCAGCACCAAACCAGCAGCCAGCACCGAAAACCUUGGGAAAGUCCAAAUUGCAGACCUGGAGCCGCCUCUCAGUCUGCGUUUGACAAUAAAUUGCUGUUCAUCUCUGUUCGGGGGGGGGGUAAAAACCACAACCUGGAGAGGUUCCUCGUGCCGUGGGUUUGGUUUUGCUGCUGCAAAAGCUGAGAUUCGUGGCGUUUGGCAAUGUUGUGCCUGCUCUGAAGGGUGUCAGCCUUAUUGCUCCUGCUGGGAACGGCUCUUCCCGACGCAUUCUUCGUGUUUGCCUUUGUAGAAAUGCUGAUUUUUUGGGAGCGCAGCCUUUGUGCUGGGGAUGGAGAGCCCCAAAGUGCCCUUCCCUGGUUUGAGGGGAUCGGGUUUGCCCCACAGAUGGCACCAGGUAGUUCUGCAAACUUGGUGUGAUGUCCUGGGGAGUGGGUUUUGGGUGUCUGAACCACUUACGUGGGCAUCAGUAACCGAUGACAAAAUUGAGGGAUUUUUAGGGAUUUGAGGACUCUGAUGGGCAAAUCUCGCACCCAGAUAUUUCAGGCUGGUCCCAUCCCACUGCUGUGCUGGUGGCAGCUUUUGCUGUGCCCCAGAUGAGGCUUCAGCUUGUUUUUUGGCACAGGAAGGGCCUGAGGAAGGGCUGCAAUGUGACUAGCACACGUCACUGGGGAUGUCCCACAAGCCAGGCAUGCUGUAUGGGAUGACACUAAGCAGAGCUAAAAGCCUCUUGCUCCGUUAUUUGGAGAAGCCGAAUCGCAGAGCGCCUCUGGGCGGUGCUGCUUGUGCCUUGUGUAAAUUAACCUUGUGCCAAUGACAGGAUGAGGCUCUCCAUGCCUUUUUGUCUCUGAAACCGAACGAAUCACUGUGUCCAACGCACACUUUGUCUUAAAGUGCAAAACGUUUACCCUCGAGGCCGCUGGAGGAAGCCCUCAGCCCCUGCUGCCCACCAGGGUCCUAGAGGUUGGAGAUCCUCGAGCUUGCUGCUAGGCUUGGGCAUCUUUUUUUCCUUUCUCUUUAGAAGCUAGAGAGUCACUAAGAGGAACCAGAACUGCACAAAAAAAAAAAAUCCAUCGGAGAUGGGCGUGAACACUUAGAAGAAAAUUUUGGGUCACUUUAAUGCUGAGAGGCAAAGUGUAGCAUAAAGGGGAGGGCGGCAGCUUUUCAGUGCAGCUUCCCUAGGAGUCAAACUUGGCCGUGCAUCCUCCUCUUCCUCUGCUCGCUGGGAUUUCGUAGUCCUAAUUUUUUUUUUUUUGGUGGCUGCUCCUGGAGGCACUGGUGUCCCCGGGGGCUCGGUGGGCAGGGUCAGCCCUGGCUGUGCAGCCGAGCAUCCUGCUCAGAGGGGGAUGUUGCUUCCAAUUUCGGCUGCUUUUCGGGAAAAUGAGUGUCUGGUUCCCUCUGGAGCAUUGAGCACACAAGGCAUCGAGCACAAGCAACCAGAUUUUCUUGGGAACUUGCGCUGCCUUGAGCUCAGAGUGGGUGAGGAGCACUUCUAUGUUUAUUGAGCUCUUUAUUGAUUACCCUGGGUACUCAAUAAAACCAGGCUUCCCAUUCGUCAGCUGGAAAUGAGAAGGGGUGUGCCCAGUUGGUCUAAAAAUUGCAAAAAUCUGUUCAAUAAAUGUUCGUUUCCUGCUGUGCUUGAUGCUGGAUCCCCAGCUCAAAGCCCCUUCACCAAAGCCAUUGCUCCUCCUCUCUUCCUGUGUUCAGUUUGGAAGUUUUGCUGCGAGUCUGAAGUUAUUUUAACCUGGUAUGUGAAACAUGUACUGCUGCUUUGUCUGCAACGAACGCACAUGUAUUUAAGGGGGAGGAUGAGUAACUUUGUCCGCAGUUCUUUAUUUUAUUUUUUUUGCCCGCUUUGGAGUUCAGCGUGUUCUCUUAAAUGCGUAUUUAACAAUGCAGGAGUUCAGUUGUGAGAUGCUGCUACAGUUGUAUCACUGGAGCUCAAGGAAAUAAAAAAAUAUCUCUGAUUUUUGGCCUUUUGGGCUC